Messenger RNA from Spodoptera exigua (beet armyworm), 2072 nucleotides. Lineage: Eukaryota; Metazoa; Arthropoda; Insecta; Lepidoptera; Noctuidae. The record is from the annotation of a GenBank genome assembly.
CUAAAGCGCGCGCUAGCGUUGCAAGCCACAGACCGAGCGAGUGUGUGCGAUGAAUAGUUUUAGUCCGAACGCCGACGAGUGACGCAUGUUUACGACGAGCCUACUGUGCUGACUCGAACCGCGAUCGAUCGUGAACCGCUGUGAACGUCACUUCGUUCGUUAGUCGCGAGUUUCGCACUCAUGUUGGAGAGUUGUGUUGUUUGUUUGUCAGUCCGUUUAACGUUUGACAAGUGAGAGUGAGAACAGUUUGUAGGAACCUAGUCAUAAACAAUCAAUUUGAUGUGGUCGUGUUCCUUACCUUGUGUAAAUACAAAAAAAUCUGGAUUACAAAUGGAUAUUACCAAAGUGGCAUCCAAUGGCCCCGCCUCAACAUUAACGCUAUUUAAGAGCGGACCGCGUGAGGCUAAGAUUCGACCUCUCGCGCCACUAAUGCUACCGACGCCAAGUUACGACUCAAACGCCGGCUCUCCGGCCUCGUCGCCAUCCACACCUUGUUCUUCAUCAUCUUUCUCCAUUGAUAAAACCGACAACCACGACACAUUUGGCUUUAGUGCGGACGCAGCUGAUAUGAGAAAGGAAGAUGAACGUAUGAAGACAUUCGAAAAAUGGCCCGUCAGUUUUUUAACUGGAGAGCAACUUGCUCGUAAUGGGUUUUAUUACCUUGGCCGUGGAGAUGAAGUCCGUUGCGCUUUCUGCAAAGUGGAGAUUAUGAGGUGGGUCGAGGGCGACGACCCUGCGAAGGACCAUCAGCGUUGGGCGCCACAGUGCCCAUUCGUGCGCAAGCUGAACGGCAGUGCCAGUAGCGAUACGAGUAGUUCGGGCCAAGAUGAGUGUGGUGCCCGCGCCGCUCCCUCCGGCACCUCUCCACCGCGUAUGGCCGGUCCCGUGCACCCACGAUAUGCAUCUGAAGCCGCACGACUGCGCAGUUUUAAAGACUGGCCCCGAUGCAUGCGACAAAAACCUGAAGAACUCGCCGAGGCUGGCUUUUUCUAUACUGGUCAAGGAGACAAAACCAAGUGUUUCUAUUGCGACGGUGGAUUAAAAGAUUGGGAGAACCAUGACGUGCCCUGGGAACAGCAUGCACGGUGGUUUGACCGCUGUGCCUACGUACAGUUGGUGAAAGGUCGAGAAUAUGUUCAAAAGGUGAUUUCUGAAGCUUGCGAGUUAUCUGCAUCAGAAGCGGAACGUGAUGUGGCACCCUCACGAACUGCCACCGAGCCCAGCGCGCCUACAGAGUCGCCGGAGAACUCAGUCGACGAUUCAAAGUUGUGUAAAAUUUGUUAUGCGGAAGAGCGUAACGUGUGCUUCGUGCCGUGCGGCCACGUGGUGGCUUGCGCCAAAUGCGCGCUGGCGGCCGACAAGUGCCCCAUGUGCCGGAGGACGUUUCAGAAUGCAGUGCGAUUAUAUUUCUCGUGAGAAGAGCCGCCAGUUUGAAGGCUCAAUUCUAGUCUUAAGGGACGGCCGGACAGAGCUGUGUGCUGAAACCACGAGCUCGUAUGUCACGUUUCCACAGGCGGAGAAACCUAUUAAAACAUUGUUUGAUAGAUGUGAUAGGUACUCCCUAGCUAGUGUUUCAAAGGACGCGUAACGUCGAUAGAGUCCUCAGGAGUAAGACAGAUAUACUUAGUUAUAGUGAAUUAUAAAAUAGUUAGCAUACAUUAAGAAUAUAUAAUAUUGAUGACGCUUAUUACUUUAAUUACACGAUUCAAUUUGACGUGUUAUUACAAUUAUUUAUUUUACACAAGUGAAACAAAGCUUUGUGUGACAUUGAAACUUACCAAUAGAAUUUCAAAAGUCAAAUGUGAUAAUUCCAUUUAUCGGUAAUGACCCGAACCCAUUUUUGGCAAUACUUUUAUGGGAAUUACUAGAUUUCUGACUGUGGAAGCGUGACCUUACUGAGGUCGCCCUUGUGAUCUAAUAAUAGGCGGUGGGGCAAUUAACACUCCGCGUGAAAUAGUAAUUUAUAAGACAAUAUAAUUUUUGAUGUUAACAUUAUUUUAAAUUAUUUAUAAAUAUACAGGUCGUGCGCGUUUUGGUACAAUUAUAAAGUUGUCAAAUAGAUUCAUAUGCAA